This is a messenger RNA of Spizellomyces punctatus DAOM BR117, 1365 nucleotides long. RefSeq lists its product as uncharacterized. The record is from RefSeq and is a predicted model, not a curated record. NCBI's taxonomy places the organism in Eukaryota, Fungi, Chytridiomycota, Chytridiomycetes, Spizellomycetales, Spizellomycetaceae. The transcript has 5 exons. Bases 128 to 1210 code for a protein of 360 amino acids.
CUUGGUCGACAGAGGACUCUUUUUUGGAUUGCUGGGCCGCCCUAACGUACGCAGUCACUGGGCGACUCAUGAUGUCAUCGUCCUAAAGUGAUUGCUAGAGGAAGCUUUUUACCACUUGCUCUCCGCAAUGGCGACCGCUGAACGUCCCUCUGCCGAUGGUCUAACGGAGUGUGAGCAUCGUACAGUUGUCAGAGUAGGAUCAUCGGCCAGCGACGGUAUAGACAUUUUGGGGCUGACCAAGCCGAUAUCAAAUAUAGAAACGAUAUUUCAUGAGAUCGAUGUGGCACUCAAUCGCGACAGCCCACCAGCUCUAGAAUAUCUGUUUUUUGAACCGUAUACAUCAUUUGUUAUCUUCCGCAACUUUUUAAGUAUUGGAGUGCGACCGUUCGGACAUUCCGCAUUACGAUAUACCCUCCCGAAUGGGCAACAAAUAUUGGUGAAUGUUACCAAGAAGGAGGGGUGCAAGCUUGUGGAGAUAUGGGAUCCCGUGGACUUUUUGUAUGGGAUUGGAGAGGCAAGCCGCGAACAAGGCGGAAUAUAUUCUCGCCACGUUGUUUCCAUUCGCAUCGAAUCCCUCCCUGCAGCCCAAAUCCACGCCCUCCACAGCUACUUUGUUUCCGUUCGUCAGGCAGUAGAAAACCACGAAGCGGCAUUCAGUACCAUGCUGGGACCCCUAUUGAACCUGACGCGACGCUGCUUUCCAUCUCCUGAACGUGGCAACUGUGCUCGAUGGAUAUCAAAAGGUCUUGUUGAAGCGGGCGUCAUGUCCCGAUAUCGCAUGUUUCCCAAAGAUAUUUUUGUGAGAUUGUGGAAAGAGAAUAAAGGGGAGCGUGGGAAUGGCAAUGUAAAUGUCGUUUGGUAUCAGCGCAUAGAACAUGCUUGGCAUCGAUAUGGCCAACAGUGGAGAAAUAAUCAUGGGUUCUCGUUUGUGACUUUGUCGCCCAAAGGCUUGGUUCGGACAGUCAAAUACCUCCAUCUUCAUCAUAUUGCCAAUGUUGUCGUCCAAGUUCCAGCGGACUCAUCCCGUGCCGAAGUGCGCGUACUGAAGCGAGAUGGGCAAUCUGAUACAUCAACAACGCUGAACUAUGAACAACCUAAUACGGAAUCUUCCUUAUCUGAGCCAGCAAGGAAAUCAUCAAAGAAGACGGGACAUCGAAAAUGGUGGAAAAUCGGCCGGAGAAAGAAAGGUGAUCAAGAAGUUCUAUCAUAACUCGUCGGCUUUCUUAACUUACACCAGUAAAAUGUAGCCCUUCUUAUGGCCACUUUUCCUUUUACUGCUUUUAUUGACAAUUCAGGAAUGUAGCUCUAGCAUGUGAAUGUAGUCGCGUGAUCUUACAAUAUGCAAUUAUUCUGAGUCAGAUUCAG